Messenger RNA from Hydractinia symbiolongicarpus, 5281 nucleotides. Its product is annotated as shieldin complex subunit 2-like. Lineage: Eukaryota; Metazoa; Cnidaria; Hydrozoa; Anthoathecata; Hydractiniidae. The transcript is spliced from 5 exons. The record is from RefSeq and is a predicted model, not a curated record. Gene Ontology annotation, cellular component: site of double-strand break; nucleus. Gene Ontology annotation, biological process: regulation of double-strand break repair via homologous recombination. Bases 2018 to 4117 code for a protein of 699 amino acids.
UAUUAUUAUUAUUAUUAUUAUUAUUAUUAUUAUUAUUAUUAUUAUUAUUAUUAUUAUUAUCUAUAUAAUAAUACGCCAGUUCCGUGUGUCUGUCUGUCACUUUUUCAAAGUGGAUUAUAUUUUCCACAAUUUUCUACAAUGAAGUCUAUAAAAUAUCGCCUAUAAAGUUGUUAUGUAAAUUACCAAACUUUCAGACCAUUCCUUGCGACGAGUGCGGUGGCACGCGCACUCGCCCGCACACGCACUGGUGAAUUUUUCUUUUUCUAAAAUAUUAUAGAGUGAUGAAAAAAGCUAUUACGCUGAUUACAUAACAUUCAUUUCUUCGUGAUUGAUUUGUUUAAAAAGUAUAAAGAACAAUAAAGUCGGCCCCUUUCUUUCAUGCUGACACUCUUAUGCUCGGCAUAACACUGAGACUGAAACGAAAAACGGAAGACCAUUUGGAACUAUUCCACAAGUCAGUCCGACCUUCAUCGUCACAGAGAAUACUGCGAGAAGAACCCAUGCAAGUUAAAUAUAACCAGAACAUGGGAGAGGUUAGGUGUCCUGUACCUUAAUGCAGCUUUCAGAUGAAUGUUUUUGUGAUGUAAUACCAAGGAAAAACAUGUUAAAUAAAGUUUAAAAAAUCUUUUUAAAAGAAGAAGGAGAAAUCAAAAAUGUUUAGAAAUAUAUCUAAUGCCAAAAACAUAUAUAGCGAAUCUGCCAACACACCAUCGCACUUGUGGUUAAUACGUUUUACAAUCAAAAUUUGUCUCUAUACAGCAAUAACAUAACCUUGUGGUAAGCAAAAAAUAGUUAAGUGUGAAUCACACUUGCAAAUAUUCACAUCACACUUGUAAAUUUAGCUUACAAGUGCGAUUUUUCGCACACCAUAGCACUCGUACUUUUUUAGCGGGUGCUUUUUGUAGCUCUGGCAUAGUUUUAUUCAAGAAAUGGCCUGAACUUUAAUGUUAAAAUAGUAUUGAUGUCAAAGGAAAGUUAAUUAAGAUUAGUGAAGCCAUUACAGUGCACUUAAAACUUUGAGGCCAAAUAACUUGCAAACGAGGUGGUGACGUCAAUGAUUUUUCACCGCGUGGGUAACUAGUGACCAACUGGGACCAAUUUGGAUAAGUUUCCCAAGCCUGGGUCCCCAAAUCCGUUUCGGAAUGGACAGGUUGAUGACGUCAUUAAAAAACCUUCAAACCCUAAUAUCUCUGCAACUGUUUGUCAAAAGUACAUGAUCCUACACAUUUUCUUGACCAGCGUUCCAAGAUCUAUAUGAUAAAAAUAAUGAUAAAGAUCUAUAUGAUAAAAAUUUGUGUUUUGAUGGGACUUUAAUGACAUCAGCAAAAUUUUUAAACCCCUAUAUCUUUUUAAGCAUUCGCCAAAAGCACACAUUAUACAUUAUUUUGACCAGCGUUCCAACAUCUACUUAUUACAGGCAACGAAUAAAACAACCUAUUUUUCCAUUGUUCUUUUGCCAAAGUGGAUUUUUCCACGGGCCUUAGCGACUAGUUAUUAUUAAUAGUAUGGUACUGGAAACUCUGGUAAGGUAAUUCAUCACUUCAAAGAACAUUGAACGACGGGAUCAAUCGAUCUCCUAUCGUACCAGCCAACUUGCCAACCCACUUUCCCUAUGAGGAUUUGUAACUAGCCACUGAGGCUUUUCUUCUCGAAUUGCCAACAAGUCUGACUGCUAGUCUUAACAAACGUGUUUUUACCAAUGGAUGUGUAUUUUUGAUUAAUUUCAUAAAGUUCUUUUCAAAAUAGUAUUGGAAUCAUAGAAUUCACACGCUGGAAUUAACAAAUUUUUUUCUCAAAUUAUUAGAAAUUGAAAGAAAUGUACUUCAAUAAAUAACACAGAAAUAGUUGGAAAAAUUAAUGAUGCUAGUACAAAAAAUAAGCGCAUGUGAGCGCAUUUUAAAUUUGCAAAUAUAAACUCAAAAAACCCUUUAGAGAUUUAACUAUAUUAAAAGACAAACGACUGAUGCCCAUUGUGUAAAGGUGUGAUAUUAGUGUGCAUUCAGACUGUACUGUAGAUAUGAAAACUUUGCAUAUAUUUGCUGGUGCGCCAAAGCUCUCCAUCAAUAAUGAAAACACUUCAGUGGAUGCAUCAGUCAUCUGGAAACAGUAUACAUUUACAACGGCAGAGCUUUGUAACAAUACCAGUAUGUUUUCACAGAAGGAGUUAAGUGAAAUUCUGUUGGAAUAUGAAGUUAACCAAAGCCAAUUAUCUAAUAUUGUUGAACCAGGUUGUUAUGAUACUAUGUUACCUAAGACAAAGUCAGAGGAUAUCAAGUCAUUGGAUAGAGUGGAUGUAAAUACUGAUAUGCUCUAUCAAGAAGUUUGCAUUGAAAGUCAAUUACUCUUUAAAUCUGAUGACUGUUUAAAUGAGGUAGGUCCAACAAUACCCAGAUAUUCUGACUAUUCUCAGACUUAUUUUAUGAGACAACAAUCUCAAUUAGACGCCAAACAAUUUUCAAAUUCAAUAUGUGAGUAUGAAGAUCAAAAAAAUAUGGAAAAUAGAAAUGGGAAGUCAGUGGAACCUUCUGUGAUUCCUGAAACCCAAGAAAACGAACCCAUGCUUGAAUAUCAACCCCAAAAAGGUGCAGACAGUUUUAAAGACAAAAAUUUCCAUAGUCACCCAAAAUCUGUUCUAAUAUCUAACAGUGAUACAAUGCCUCUAUGUGUAAACAAGGAACCUGAUUGUAGCUGUACUACCGAUGAACAACUAACCAGUUCACUUAUGCAUAGCAGCUGUGAUAUACCUAAUUCAUGCAGUGGAAGAACUAUUAUGUCCAUAAACAAUGCUAUUGAAACAAAACAAAUGACAAAUUUACUUGUUAUAGUGUUGCAAAUUUGUCCAGUAAGAAUUGUUCAGAUUAAGCAUUGUCCAAAUAUUGGUCAAAAAAUAAAGUUAGCAAAAUUAAUGGUUGGUGAUGAAAGUAAAUUUUAUUUUAACAUUACAUUGUGGAACAAUUGUGCUGACUGGGUUGACCGAAUACGUAUCGGAGAUGUUAUUGUUUUGACUAACGUUAUGAUGCAGUUGUAUAAAGGAAAAUAUAUGGGUCAAAGUAACGCAACAUCCAAAGUCUUUAAUUUUAGAAGACCUGUUUGGCCUUUUCCAAAAAUUUGGUCCAAUGUUGUUUGCAUAAAGAAGCUUUACUCAUUUAUAGCAUGGAUACGUAACACUCAUAAUUACCUACUUUCUUUUUCUUUUCACAUUGAUCCAACUGUUGUGAGAAGCGAAUUUACAGAGUUAGUUGCAGGGCAUAUAAAUAAUGUAUGUGCAAGAAUAAUGACAGUUAAUUCUCCAGAAGUAAAACAAAAGUAUUUAUUCAUGGGGCAAGACUUGUCAAAAGUAGUAGUCAAACUUGCAGACAAAGCUGGCAACAUGGUUGACUUAUUUAUAUGGGCUGAAAAAUAUGGUUGGUUAACAGAGUUUUAUCCCUUGAUCAACUCAGUGCUGAUAAUCAAGGCUUUGCUAUAUAAAUACAACACCAGGGAACGUGACUACAGCUUGCAUACAACUUUUAAGUCAAGUUAUCAAGUUGUUAAAGAAUGGAAGUCAGCUGAUAAAUUUGUGCAUUGUUUAGCUACUAUAAAAUCAAUUUCUCUGAACACAAAAUCAAGUUCUAACAUUUGUGUGACAAGUUCAAAUGUAUCAUCACAACUGGAAGAUUUGCUUUCGUUUUUGUUCAUUGGUUGUAGCGAAUGUUAUACUGAACUUGUUGAGAACUCUGAUGAUAGUUCUGGUAAUUGUUGCAAUUGUGAAAAUAGCGAAGCUGUAAUAGGUGUGCACAAAUUCUUUAUGAUAAUGCAUAAGUAUCAUUCUGUUAAUCAAAGUUGGGAUGCAGACGUGGACUUUCAAAUGGAUGAUUCAGAUGUUUCAGAUUCGUUUGGAGUAUGGGUAAAUCCAGAAGUUGGAAAAGAAUUAUUUACUACAAUUGUAACUAUGGAGCAAAGAUUGCUACACAAAAACAAAGACUAUGUUGCUGACAAGGUCAUGCUUGCGUUGGCAAACCUGUUUGAUAAGGAAAAUGUGUACCAUGUUUGUCUAAAGAGUUUAGAGAGCAUACAUAAUGAAUGUUCGCUGUUAUCUGAUGAGAUUUACUCCUUAGAAGAAAUAUCAAAAUAUUAACAGCUUUAUAUAAACAAAACAUGCAUAUUUUCUGUGUCUCUUUGAGUUGCUACCUUUUCUAAUAAUUUCAUUGUCACGUUGUUUUUAUAAAUUUCCUAAAUUAUUCCCAAUAAUUUAGCUAUCGGUUAUGGCUUUUUGUAAAUGCUUGAUAAAGUAUCUUUUGAUUAAACAUCUCCUACAAGUCUCCUUCUUUAAUAAAGAUUUAGGUGUUUGUAAAGCUGAUUAACUGUCUUAAUAUCUUUGUUUGUAAAUAAUGGCUGUAGGAAACCUGUUAGAAAGAAAAAGAAAAUACUAGAUGCUGAUUUCAGAGUCGCUAAACCUAAGUUGUCCUAAAUAACCUGAAAAAUGGGGACCCUUCUAAAAUACCUAAAUAACCUAAAGUUUGGGUUAAAAACAUUGGUUCCUCCUAAAAUUCUUUUUUUUAUAGUACCUUUAUUAUUAUGUUUUAUGUGACAAAAAAAUUUUAUCUGGAAAGAGGACAGGAUGAAUUAUUUUUAAAUAAUUUACUGCAAUUUGAAACGAACAACCUCUGCAUUACGAAUGUGAUCACAAAUAUUGGUAUAGACUGUUAUUUUAAUAUUAUUUAAUGAGCUAUGCUAUGUAGAUACUUCUUCAAAUUUUCGUUUCCAGUUAUGUUUUUAACGAGCUCUAGGGGUUAAGGUACGAGUCGUUUCUUUCGAGGGACCGAGUUCAAGAACACCAUAUUACUCGGCUUCUUCACCAAGCUGUGAAUCAAAAUUUUUUUGAAGGAAGAGGAAUAUUUGGUUGGGUCAGUAUAACUCUUUAACUGCCUAAAUUUCAGUUCUAUUAACGUUUAAGAUAUUCUCUUCAUUGUGUCUAUGUUUUCACAUAUUAAGAUGAAAAUAUCAUCACGUUUUCUAGCCAUGCGUUAAUCUGAAACAAAACAAUUUCAAGAUUUUAGCUAGCUAACGUAGAUUUUAAGGCAGCAUCCUGCUGAAGCCUUAUUUAAUCUUAUUAUUUUAAAGUUUGGUUUAUUAUCAUUUAUUUUUAUGUUGGGGUUGGGGAACUUUCUCUGAAAAAUAAAAAAGGUUGGCCAACUGUUUUUGCUAUAACAGGGGAGCAAUGACUUGUAAACUGUAUUUUUAUUUCAGCUAAAGUUGUGAAAAGUUAUUUUUUAAAUAAUAUAUUACACUGGAAAGAUCA